Molecule: messenger RNA, 1709 nt
Organism: Linum tenue
Lineage: Eukaryota; Viridiplantae; Streptophyta; Magnoliopsida; Malpighiales; Linaceae
Source: the annotation of a GenBank genome assembly
UACACCAAAUUCAAACUUUACCGGAAACAAACAAAGAAAAGCCCAUUCCUUUUUUUCAUUCCAUUCAGUCACUUUCCCAAUUCCCCCCUCUUCCCCUGUCUCGCUUCCCCCCUAAUUCCACUCCCUAAUCUCAAAGCUCGGACCUUUUGCCAUCCCCCUGUUCGUUAAUGGCGUCUCGCUACAACUCCUACGACUCCACCCGCUCUUCCGCCUCUUCAUUCACUUCCUCAUCUGAAUUUAAUCCUUCUUCCAUUACUCCUUCCUCCUCAUCCAGAGCUCUGGUCAAAUCCAAGCCGUCCGAUCUCUCCCAGUUGAAAUCCAAUCCCAACAAAUCCAAGCCCAAUGGCACCCAUAAUCUUACAGCAAUGGUCAAGAAGUUCAUGGAGAAGAAGACCACUUUAGGGUCAUCGUCGUCGAAGAAGAAGAAUGCAAUUGGUGGGUUGGUGAUUCCGGCGGAUUUGAUAACGGAGGACUUGAAGAGGACGACGCCGGCGGCAAAGAGAGGGGCCGGGCUAGUGGGUUUGCAGAAGAAGCUGUUUGGGAAGGAGAAGGUUGGUAUUAAGAAGGAAGUGAAGGCUUUGACUGAGGUGAAAGGAAACGGCAAUGUUGGCAAUACGAGGACUUUAGCGAUGGUUUUGAGGAGUGAGAGGGAGCUCUUGAGUGCUAAUAAGGAGAUGGAGGAAGAGAUUGGUCAUCUCAAGUCGAUGCUUGAGACCAGAAACAGAGAGGUGGAGAAGUUGAAGGACUUGUGCUUGAAGCAGAGGGAGGAGAUCAAGUCAUUGAAGAACGCGGUACUAUUUCCCGAUCUUUCGAACAAUGAGCUUCAAGAUCUCCUUGAACAGCAAGGAUCAGAGUUGAAGCAAGCCAAAACCCUCAUCCCAAAUCUCCAGAGGCAGGUCACUUCCCUCACAGGCCAGUUACAGUGCCUUGCCGAGGGUCUAGCCGAGGUGAAGGCUGAGAAAUAUGGGAGAGCUCGUUGGAGCAACUCUCCGAAGACGCCAACAUUCGAUUGUGAAGGAUCUGCAAAUUCUCUAGACUUCAGUUCUUGCGGUGCUACGAUUCCAGGCAGCCCCGAUGAUGAUAUGUUUGUUCAGGAUCUAAAUCCUUGUUUGACACCUUAUGUUGCCAAGGCAAAUUCCAAGGUAGGUAGCAUACGAUCUUUGAAAUGUAUGGAAUCUCUUUGUCCCAAUGUUUAAUGAGAUCCAUCAAUGUACUUACAUUCAUGCAGGAAUUCGAUGAGAUGGGGUAUGAUUGUUCUUCUUCGUACGAAGAACAGUUGCCGGAGACCACAAUGCAGGUCUCAGAUGAGCCUACUUUCAGUUCCAAUCUCAGGAAGCUGUCUAGAAGCUCUGACCGGUACAAGAGCCCCAAUGUAGCAGCAGCAGCAGCUGCCAGAGCUGCUAGAAGAUCAGACGAAAGCAAAUUCAAAUAUGGGAAGCAACAACUGUACCAAAGAGCUUUCUGAUCAUCUUUGUUUGCCUGUUACCGAUCUUGCUUUUUGUUCUUUUUUUCUCAAUACCCUUGGUUGCUUAGAACUGGGAGUCCAUAUACAUUAUCUACUAGCUGUUGCUGUUGUUGUACAUGGAUUCUGAAAAGAUUUCAUCUUUGUCCACAUAAAUGAAGCAAUUUCAACUACUGUCUCUUUCUUAUGCUGUUUUGAGGGCGAAAAUAGCAAAGUGCAUGCAAAGAUUUAUGCUUUUCAGUACAGG